AUGACUGAGUUAUCUUUCUCUAGCACUUCCGACAAGAAGAAUGAGUUCUCUGGAAAUCUCUUCUCUAUGUUCUUCCAUUUUUGCUUCUCCGUCUUUUCUCAUCCUUUGUACUUUUCCUACUUCAUCUUCUUCUCCCCUUACCUCCUCAAGCUCCUCUCUUUUCUCUCUCCUCUGUUCAUCACCACGACCCUUCUCCUUGUUGCUCUUCUCACUUUCACUCCCAACAACCUUGUUCAGGAAAAGUGUGGUUCAAGUUCUGAGCUUUCUGACUCCAAAUGGGGCAUUCUGCUUUCAGUUUCGCAAUCUUUUCUAGCAUGGUUGCACUCCAAAGCUGAUGAGAUAGAUGAAGAAAUGGGGUUCCUUGGUGAGGUUGAAGCGUAUCUUGUUAUGUUCCAAGCAUCAAUUUUUGAAGUUUUUGAGCCAAAGUCAGGGGAAGACUCUUCAGGAAGCUUUGAAGCAGUUGAUGCUGAGUGUUCAGGUGAAGUAAGAGAAGAAGAUUUUUGUCCAGUGGAAAAGACAUGUGUUAACUUGGACGAAAACCCAGUUGAGGAAGUUGAUGAAGUUGAAGCCAUUAAGCCUAUUGCAGAAGUUAAGAGCCUAGAAAGCUUGUUCCAAGAAAAUGAAGUGUUGGAAGAUAAUCAAGAUAUGUCUUUUCAAAAGGAAGACAAAGAAGUCAAGCCACUGAUUGAUGAGUUCAAUAAAGUUGAAGAAAGUAAAGACAAAUGGCCCUUGAGAAGUGGAUCCAAAAUGAUGGGUAAUAGAGACACAUACACUAGUAAAGUGAAUAGUAAUAGUAGUGAUGGAGAAUUUCCAUUUGCUUCAACUGGGAGGGUGAAGUCCUUAUCCCAAAGACUAGAAGCAAAUCUUGGGAGUCCAGAAAGCAAUUGGGUGUACAGUGGAAAAGGUACGGGAAAUAAUCUUGGGAGUUUUGGUUCAAUGAGAGUGGAAAAAGAGUGGAGGAGGACCUUGGCUUGCAAGCUUUUUGAGGAAAGGCAUAAUGCAGAUGGGAGUGAAGGAAUGGACAUGCUUUGGGAAACAUACGAGGCAGAGUCCAACAAGGUUCUUCAGAAGAGCAACACCAAGAAGGGUAAGAAAAGUGAAGUUGAGUAUAGUGAGGAUGAGGAAGAGGAGGAAGAAGAGGAUAUGGAGGGUAAGUUGUGCUGUUUACAGGCUUUGAAAUUCUCUACAGGGAAGAUGAAUUUAGGAAUGGGGAGACCCAACCUUCUCAAAUUCUCCAAGGCCCUCAAAGGCAUUGGAUGGUUGCACCAUGUUGGCAAGCAUGGCAGAAAGAGUAGCCAUUCAAAUUAG
Molecule: messenger RNA, 1308 nt
Organism: Abrus precatorius (Indian licorice)
Lineage: Eukaryota; Viridiplantae; Streptophyta; Magnoliopsida; Fabales; Fabaceae
Exons: 1
Coding region: 1-1308 (435 amino acids)
Source: RefSeq, a predicted model, not a curated record